Molecule: messenger RNA, 7757 nt
Organism: Delphinapterus leucas (beluga whale)
Lineage: Eukaryota; Metazoa; Chordata; Mammalia; Artiodactyla; Monodontidae
Source: RefSeq, a predicted model, not a curated record
CCUCUGUUGCCAGAUAAACUCGGGAGAACCCGGAGAGUCCGUCCCGGGCCGGGGCACCCUCAGACUGCCCGGCUGCCGGAGACUAGCAACGUCUCCGGGCGCCCGCGGCUCAUCUCUUUCCCGCGAGCCGAGGAAAGAUUUCUUCCGUGUAUCUCCCUCCCUCUCGAACCCUGGAGCUCGCUCGCUGCUGCCUCUGGGUCCCGGCGGCCGGGGAGAGCCGGGUCGAGCCUCCGGCUGCAGGGAAGAGGCAACCCCGGGGCGUGCGAGUCCCUCCUGGCCCCGAGCCGGGGAGCGAGGAAGAGGUGGCGCGGAGCCCGCGGGAGGACGCGGAGGCCUCGAGCCCCUUCCUCAUUUCGCCCGCCUUCCGGGGACCGCUCUGACUUUUUGCGUCCCAAGGCACCGCCACCCACCCUCCCCGGCCGGGGCCAAGGGCCGAGGGGCCGACGGCCAGAGGAGCCGGGGACCGCAGCGCCGCGCGGCGGGAUUGGGCAGCGAGCGCAGGCCGGCGAGGCAACCGCUGCUGCCCCUUUGAUGUUUUGGUACGCCUUGCGCAUGCGCCUCACAUUAGAAUUACUGCACUGGGCAGACUAAGUUGGAUCUCCUGUCUCCAGUGAAACCCUCAAUCCCGUCCAAAACUAAAGGGAUGUGGAGAGUCCGGAAAAAGGGCUACUUUGGGAUCUGGCCGUUCCCCUUAAUAAUCGCCGCUGUCUGUGCGCAGAGUGUCAAUGACCCUAGUAAUAUGUCGCUGGUUAAAGAGACGGUGGACAGACUCCUGAAAGGCUAUGAUAUUCGGCUGAGACCAGAUUUUGGAGGUCCCCCUGUGGCUGUGGGAAUGAACAUUGACAUUGCCAGCAUCGAUAUGGUUUCUGAAGUCAAUAUGGAUUAUACCUUGACAAUGUACUUCCAGCAAGCUUGGAGAGAUAAGAGGCUGUCCUAUAAUGUAAUACCUUUAAACUUGACUCUGGACAAUAGAGUGGCAGACCAGCUCUGGGUGCCGGAUACUUACUUCCUGAACGAUAAGAAGUCGUUUGUGCACGGAGUGACUGUCAAGAACCGCAUGAUCCGCCUGCAUCCAGAUGGGACGGUCCUUUACGGCCUCAGAAUCACAACCACAGCUGCCUGCAUGAUGGACCUGAGGCGGUACCCACUGGAUGAACAAAACUGCACCUUGGAAAUUGAAAGCUAUGGAUAUACAACUGAUGACAUUGAGUUUUACUGGCGUGGGGAUGAUAAUGCAGUAACAGGAGUAACCAAGAUUGAACUUCCACAGUUCUCUAUUGUAGAUUAUAAACUUAUCACCAAGAAGGUUGUUUUUUCCACAGGUUCCUAUCCCAGGUUGUCCCUCAGCUUUAAGCUUAAGAGAAACAUUGGUUACUUUAUCCUGCAAACAUACAUGCCAUCUAUCUUGAUCACUAUCCUCUCCUGGGUCUCCUUCUGGAUUAAUUAUGAUGCUUCAGCUGCAAGAGUGGCAUUAGGAAUUACAACUGUGCUAACAAUGACCACUAUCAAUACCCACCUCCGGGAAACUCUCCCUAAAAUCCCUUAUGUGAAGGCCAUUGACAUGUACCUGAUGGGGUGCUUUGUCUUUGUUUUCAUGGCCCUUCUGGAAUAUGCUUUGGUCAACUACAUCUUUUUUGGGAGGGGACCUCAACGCCAAAAGAAAGCAGCUGAAAAGGCUGCCAGUGCCAACAAUGAGAAGAUGCGUCUGGAUGUCAACAAGAUUUUUUAUAAAGAUAUUAAACAAAAUGGGACCCAAUAUCGAUCCUUGUGGGACCCAACUGGAAACCUCUCCCCAACUAGACGGACUACCAAUUACGAUUUCUCUCUGUAUACGAUGGACCCCCAUGAGAACAUAUUACUGAGCACUCUUGAGAUAAAAAAUGAAAUGGCCACUUCCGAGGCUGUGCUGGGACUUGGAGACCCCAGGAGCACAAUGCUGGCCUGCGAUGCCUCCAGCAUCCAGUAUCGGAAAGCCGGGUUACCCAGGCAUAGUUUUGGCCGAAAUGCCCUGGAACGGCACGUGGCACAGAAGAAAAGCCGCCUGCGGAGACGCGCCUCCCAACUGAAAAUCACCAUCCCCGACUUGACUGAUGUGAAUGCCAUAGAUCGGUGGUCCCGCAUAUUCUUCCCCGUGGUUUUUUCCUUCUUCAACAUCGUCUAUUGGCUUUACUAUGUGAACUAAAACAUAGCCUCCCAUGGGAAGCAAGGACUAGAUCCCUCCUCAAACCAGUUGUACAGCCUGACGUAGAACUUGGAAAACACAUCACUCCAGGACAAAAGUGAUGCUAAAAUACCUUAGUUGCUGGCCUAUCCUGUGGUCCAUUUCAUACCAUUUGGGUUGCUUCUGCUAAGUCAUGAAUACACUAAGGUCCCUGUGGUUUUCCAGUUAAAAUGCAAGUGAUUUGUACACAUGCUGGCAAGACUGAAUCUGAGUGUCCCACUUUAUCUGCUUAGCGCACAGCCUAUACGGAGGGCAGUAAUUUAGAAGAUAUUCUGGAAGGGUCAAUAGCGUCAUCAGUCAUUUCGCAGAGAAGCGGUCGUACCCAGAUACUCCCCGUCUUCCUUCCUAAGGUUGGCAUGCGGUCUGCCGUGCCACGCAAACAUGCUAACUGAAGAUGGUCUAUUCCUGUCUUAUUACGGUGAUAAUGGUGCCAUGGGAAGUUAAUUCCCACUGGAUUGUAGAAGGUUCUCAUGUAGUUCAAACAGGAUAGGGAGAGUCAAGACACAGACUCAGGAAACCAGUUUGGCCAGGCUCUGUUUGCUUGAGCAUAAGAAUCAACUCCAACAUCUUCUACUUUGACAUUUAGAGAAGAGGAGACUUCUGAAUGUUUUCAUGCAUGGGGCCCAAAGAAAUUUUUCUAAGAGGCUAUUUCCGAGGUUGUUAAACUAAGAGUUAAUAACCCAGAGCAGAGUGGAAAAUCCAGAAACAGCUGUUGUAACAAAAUUAAAGCAAGUGAGCAGCAUGACCCUUAUCAGCCCCUUGUAGCAUCUGGUCCACACAUACUGUGUUCAGUGGCGAAAGGUAGAGUGAGAGAGAUUUUUUUCCUCCAACCUCACAAGCUUUUGACAGCAUACCUAGAGAGGUUUUUAUAGUUUAUCUAAUAAAAAGACAACCCCCAAAUAGAAAAGAUAGUGGAAUUAGAAUCAUCUUAGGUUACGCUGGGAGUCAUUCCAAUAUAUGAAUAUAAAGCACAGACAGAGCUAGCAAACAGGAUGCUUUUCUCAGACAGUGUCAGCUGUCUCUACAACAUUUUCCUACAGUUUAUUUCUGAAUUUAAUAGGUUAUUUCAAAGGAAGGAUUUGUUCAUUUCUUUAGAGGAUUAAUGGUCUUUUCUAACUUUUCUUGCUUCUGAAAUUCUGAUUAUAUUCUUAAGAGACAGACGAAGUAAGGCUUUGGAGAGAUUUUGAGAGAACUAUGUUUCCUUAUGGGCAGUGAAGUUCACCUUUGUAUCUUUCAUAGCAAAUAGUACUUCAAAGAUUAUGUGCACAAGUAGGGUUACUUUGUAGUUUUGCUGGGUUUGAUAUUUUUAAGGGCGAUUUCAUUGUGUAUGUUGCAAUCUGCCUAAUCAAAGAAAAUAGGAAAAGUCAUGGAAAACAGAAUAACAUUAACAUGGUGAAUGUUAUGAGCCUCAGUUGAUACUGCAGAAAAAUAUAUAACAUAAUCAGGCAGGCACGAUGUACUGUUUUUAUUCAAUUUUUAAAUUAUGUGAUUGUGCUUCUUUCUAUACUAAUUGGAUAUAUGCAUUCAUAUGUUGGACAGGCAAGAGAAUAAGCUAAUAUAUUUUAUUCUGUCAAUGUGCGGUUCAUAUUUUGCCUUUCUCGGAGAAAAUAGUGAAUUGCUCAUUUUUCCUUAGAGUUUGAUUUGACUGAACUUUUUCUUGGAGGAUGACUUUGCUACUUCUAUUUAAAAAAUAAACACUUCUUUUCAGAGUAACAUCCCUAAUUGUGCAUAGUAGCCAAGGCCAGUAUCUGCCUGUGGAUAAAAUGUAUGUUUUCUUUCCCUGAUGAUUCAGCAGCUUCAAAUAUGAUGGAGUCUUGCUGCCCUUCUAUUCCCACUAUUAGAGAAAAAAAAGGUUUAGCAUCCAGCUUUCUGAAUUUGCCCUCCCAAAUGGGAUGAUAUUUUUUUUCACCAGCAUAGGGAACUCUGGCCCUUAUUUUUUUGAUUAUACACUUGAACACCUCUGAGUAUGAUCUUUGGGCAGAAUCCAACCUACAUGCUGCCCCUGGGCUCAGAGCAGAGAUUCCUCAAGUUUCUCCGGGGACACACUUUCCCCUGGGCAAUCAUUUUGGGACAUCACGCUAAUAAAAGUGCCUGCCCCUUGUCACUAGGGCUUAAAGUUUGAGUAGCAUAUAUCAGGAAGAAGCAUAUUGAUAACUCAGGUGUACAACUCCAAAAUGCCAUUCUGGAAAGGUUUUUCUAGAGACAACUCAGAGCUCCAACCUAAAAGUGGGCUCUUAAUUGCAAUUAUCAUAAAAGCCAUAAAAAUCCUUCAUAUUGCCAUUUAUGGUUACAACAAAAUUUUGAUGUCCAGGGAAGUCAACAGAGAAAUCUAGAUCAAAGUGGACAGAAGCAGCUUUGCAACAUGAGCCUCAAAAGCAUAUGACCAGGGAUUCAUUUCCGCCUGCAGAGAUAAGAAAAAUCUAGGGAAAAGGAGAAGAUGGGACCUUGAAACAGAAGCCCUAGAGCGAAAUCCAUAUAUUGGCAUUCAGUAACCAUGUAGGUAGAAAAAACUGCCUCAUCCUGCCCAGAGAUAACAGUAGAUAUAGAAUUUAUUCUUAAAGUGUAUAUUUAUUGUGUUUGAAUUGGAUUUUAGUCACCAAAUUGGGGGAGGGCCAGGGAGGGGUGCUAGAUCUUUAAGUCUUCAAAAAGACCAGUCAGCUUGAUAUCCAGUGUUUAAAUUUAAGGACCACAAAAGUAUGUUUUGGCAAUUCUGAUAUGGUAUUACUAUCAGUUUAUAUAUAUAUGUAUAGUUUUUCUUUUGGUAAUAAAAUAGCCAGAUAGCCAGCAAUUAAGGUGUUUUUCAUCUUUGUGAAAUUCAUAGGCAAAUUCUGACUCUAAAAUGCACAGUCUAAAUGCAAUCUUUGAUCUCAAUCUGUAUAUAUAUUGUACAUGACUGCUAGUAGGUAUGAAAUGCAUUUUCAGAACUGAAAACUCAUGCAACAUAAUCAUGUGUUUGCAUAAGGAAUGUUACAAUUCUUUCUACUGCAAUUCAAUAAUGGGAAAAGACUUAAGCAGUGCCAUCUAGACCUUUUCUCAUUUCUUCAAAAGCAGUGCUAAGUGAAAUAAUAAUAAAAAUGGUUUAGGAACCAAAAGACUUUACAUUCUAGCAUUAGGAACACAAAAAAUCUGUCAGCUUACAAAAGCACAAUGCAUAGAGAAAGUUCAGUGGAAUGCAUAAUGGGGAAAUGAGUCACGUUUAUUUUAAGCAAGACCCACAUUAAAUUGGCAACUAAGACAUUUCCAUUUUCUAUAGGUAACUGUUGUCCAAUUUGAUGAGUAAAGUCAUACUCAAUAACAAAAACAGCCAACAAGCAGGUCUACAACAUAUCUACAUGUAUAUAUGUGUAUAUAUAGAUCCAUGUAAACAUACAUACAUAUAUAUGCAUUCAUACGUUGAAAAACAAAAGGAAUAAGCUAAUAUGUUUAUUUCCUUCAUUAAAUCAGUGUAUGAAUAUUUUUCAUUUGGCAACUGACAAAUCAACAUAUUGAAACAAGUAAUACAGGGUACUGAGCAUUUCUCUUUCAGCAAAUCAAUGCCUACAGUUCUUAUGAACCACUGCACAGUUUGACACUACAAUAGUACUGUACCUCAGAACAUAGAAAUUAACUAGUUUUCACAUUGCUUGUCUAUUCUCUUUUUCAAGGAAACAAAUAACAUUGUCCAUUGGUGAUUUAAAAAGAAAAAUGUCUUAAGAAAACACAAAAUGAUAAAAAAAAAAAAAUUCCUCCUAGGAGGAGGAAAAAAAAUAACUAAACCCCACCAUGUUGGUUAGGGCAGAUAUUCUCAACUGUAGCAAUCAUGCCAUUUUGCUGAGUAUACAGAGUCCAUGUAAUGUGAGCAACCAUAACUUUCACUGAACGUGUGUAAAUAUUAAAACAGAUUUCUUAAAUAUUUUUAACUUCUAAUUUGUAUUUUAUGGUAAGGCAACAUGCUAAUUCUGUUUAUGGCUUAAGUUGAUGUGUUAUUAUGUAAAUAAUUAAACAUGCUGUAAAUGAAUAGUCGAUAGAUACAAAUAAUUGUUUAGGUUUUUUUCCCUUAAUUUUUAUUUAUUUUUUUACUAAGUACAGUUGCUGCAGCCCCAGCAGAGAAAUUUAAAUACCCUUUUGCAUAAAUGGUUUGGGAUCCCAGACAGAAGGGUUUCAAUUUGCUAUCACACAGACACACACACACACACACACAUUCAAACACACGUACUCUUUUACUUGCCCGCUCAGUCAUUCCCACUCCUGCCCCCUCUAUGGGAAAUGCUAUAGUGUUUAUGUAGUCGAUGAAACAACCAAGAGAUAGCCUUAGAAAUGUCAAAUGGGAAAAGCAGAAAUGAUCAUUGAUUACUUGAUAGAAUUUUUUAUAUGUAAGAGUUUAAGAAAUCAAAGAUCAUAACUUAAAUCUCAAUUUUCAAAGAGUAAAAGUUUAUAUUGAUGGCACUUCAGGAAAUAAAAAUGCUUUUUAUUCAUACCUGCUCCAGAAAAUGUGUUACACAUAAUACAUAGAGAAGACCUUUUUUUUAAUAAUAGCAUUUUGUCCUUAGGUGGUAUUGUUCCUUUUAACCAAAGACUCCAGAAUUAUUAAAAAAAAAAAGAAAAGGAAAAAGAAAAAAUGAGGGAAAAUGGGAAAAAAAGACACUGCUUCACACCAAAGGUUUAAAAAAUAUUUUCCAAAUACACUAGGAACAUUGUAAAAAGUAGUAAGGAGCCAACAGAAUGCUAAUUAAGACACCACACUAAAGAAGUCAUUUAAGAAAAAAAAACACUUAAAUAUCUAUUAGUUAUUUGCAAAUUGAAGUAAAACAUUUCUGUAAAUCCAUAGAUGAAUGCAAAACACUGACAUCGGGUUUUAAUUUGCUUCGAGAAUUUGUUUUGUGAAAAAGGUAAAUGCGAUCCAAACUGAAGAACAAAUCUUUGUGUUUUUUUAACUUUAAAACCAAAUGUCUCUUUCCUGUCACACGUCAUUAUUCUGAUGCCCAUAUGUGUGUCCUGGCACCAUCUGAAGCAAGUUGACAGUUUCAUCAGCUUGUAUCUUUCUCUUUUUAGUUCAAUAAUUUGAGUUCAGUGUUCAUUUUAAACAUAUUAAUUCAAAGUUGAAAAUAAUUUAAAUUCCAUAACAUUUUAAAGUUUUUAUUUGCAUGGGUGUUCAAAUAGUUCUGUUAUGAAUAUUGUCCCUGCACAGUUCUGAAUUGUCCUUUUAUAAAAAGUGAUAUUCUAGUUUCUUCACAAUGUAGUGAUUAUCAGCCUUACUAAUUACCUUGUAGCCUUUCUUAAUAUGCACAUAAUGCACAUUUUCCAAUGGCUAGAAAAUGCAAAACACAAGUGGAUAUCAUUGCAUUUAUUUUCAUGUCUUUCUAAAAAACAGGAUUACUACAAUCUCUGGGAUACAUGAGAUAGUAACAAAUGAGGAUUAUAAAUGAGUAGCACAUAAGAAUUAUUUUCUUGGAUUUAAACAUUACAGCCACUUUCAGCAUGUAAAUAUAUAAUAAUGUUGGCUAGUGUGUAAUUCUUGAACUAAGAAGUAUAAAUAAAACUUAAAACGAUGUGUGUA